Molecule: messenger RNA, 1541 nt
Organism: Xyrauchen texanus (razorback sucker)
Lineage: Eukaryota; Metazoa; Chordata; Actinopteri; Cypriniformes; Catostomidae
Gene: ddx47
Product: DEAD (Asp-Glu-Ala-Asp) box polypeptide 47
Exons: 12
Coding region: 51-1541 (496 amino acids)
Molecular function (GO): RNA helicase activity; ATP binding; nucleic acid binding
Source: RefSeq, a predicted model, not a curated record
GCCAUGCGCAGUGUCUCGAACAAGUAACACAUGGGUGCAGAGCAGCAAACAUGGCGGAGCAGAGAGAAACGAAUACAGAAGAAGAGAAAAUAAACACACAAACUGCCGAAGACAACACAACAGAAGACACAAACAUUGAAGACACAAACACUGAAGACACAAACACUGAAGAGAGACACGUGAGCUUCAGAGAUCUGGGUGUCACUGAAGUUCUCUGUGAAGCUUGUGAUCAGUUGGGCUGGAAGAAGCCGACCAAGAUCCAGGUGGAGGCCAUUCCUGUCGCUCUAGAAGGUCGUGAUGUCAUCGGUUUAGCAGAGACCGGUUCAGGGAAGACCGGAGCGUUUGCUCUUCCUAUCCUUCAGUCUCUCCUGGAGUCUGCGCAGCGGCUGCAUUCACUCAUUCUGACACCCACACGAGAACUCGCCUUCCAGAUCUCUGAGCAGUUUGAGGCGCUCGGCUCCAGCAUCGGCGUCAAGACAGCUGUGAUUGUUGGAGGGAUCGAUAUGAUGUCACAGUCGCUGGUUUUGGCUAAGAAACCUCACGUCAUCAUCGCGACUCCGGGACGAUUGAUUGAUCACCUGGAAAAUACAAAAGGGUUCAACCUGCGAGCGCUCAAAUAUCUGGUGAUGGAUGAAGCCGACCGCAUUCUUAACAUGGACUUUGAGUCUGAGGUGGACAAAAUCCUGAAGGUGAUUCCCCGAGAACGACGAACUUUUCUGUUUUCAGCCACCAUGACUAAAAAGGUGCAGAAACUGCAGCGAGCGGCACUUCGUGAUGCCGUCAAAUGUGCCGUUAACACCAAAUACGCCACCGUGGAAAAACUCCAACAGUAUUACAUAUUCAUCCCGUCCAAAUACAAGGACUGUUAUCUGGUUUCUAUUCUCAAUGAAUUGGCUGGAAACUCCUUCAUGGUUUUCUGCAGCACGUGUAAUAACGCCCAGCGUGUGGCGCUGUUGCUCAGAAACCUCGGCAUCACCGCCAUCCCGCUGCACGGACAGAUGAGUCAGAACAAGCGUUUAGGAUCUCUAAACAAGUUCAAGUCAAAGUCUCGCUCAGUGCUGCUGGCGACUGAUGUGGCAUCUCGCGGCCUCGAUAUUCCUCACGUAGACUGUGUCAUCAACUUUGACAUCCCCACACACUCAAAGGAUUACAUUCAUCGUGUCGGCCGAACAGCGCGAGCUGGCAGAUCUGGGAAAUCCAUCACGUUUGUCACACAGUAUGACGUUGAGCUCUUCCAGCGGAUUGAAGUGUUGAUUGGGAAGAAACUGCCCGCCUUCCCCACACAGGAAGAGGAAGUGAUGAUGCUCAUGGAGCGAGUGAGCGAAGCUCAAAGAUUUGCGCGGAUUGAGAUGAAAGAACAAGGUGAGAAACGGAAAAGACCAAAAGCGGGAGAGGAAGCGGCUGAAGACGGCGAGCAGUCGAGUGGUGUGAGGAAGAAAGUGAAGGGCGGCGCGUUCAGAGGCGGGAGAGGUGGCGGCGGGAGAGGUGGCGGCGGGAGAGGUGGCGGCUCGAGAGGUGGCGGCUCGAGAAGAGGCCGCUGA